This is a messenger RNA of Drosophila mauritiana, 3661 nucleotides long. Its product is annotated as defective chorion-1 protein, FC125 isoform. The record is from RefSeq and is a predicted model, not a curated record. Gene Ontology annotation, molecular function: structural constituent of egg chorion. NCBI's taxonomy places the organism in Eukaryota, Metazoa, Arthropoda, Insecta, Diptera, Drosophilidae. Bases 70 to 3621 code for a protein of 1183 amino acids. The transcript has 5 exons. Gene Ontology annotation, biological process: chorion-containing eggshell formation. Gene Ontology annotation, cellular component: extracellular region; egg chorion.
UCGGCCAACGAGCUCCGGCGAACACAGAUCGAUCUUCAGCGAUUUUUCCGAGUUUUGCCCAAACCCAGGAUGAGAUUGUAUAGCCUUCUGCCGCUCCUGGCGCUCCUUGUCGUCCAGGCUGCCGGACAAAGUCAAGUAACCUCUGAUGAUCCUGCAACGGAUGCUGGAUCAACGACCAACUCCACCGCGGACACCAAACCAAGGGUUCCAAGUCAGGAUGAGAUACUUGGCCAGAUGCCGCCCAUUAACCCCAUCCGCACUGGCAAUCCCCAGAUGGACGCAUUUUACAUGAUGUUCCCGGCGUUGGGCAGCCUGCUACGCUGGGGUAGCCUUUUCCCGGCCUACUCGAUCCUGGGCGCCAUUCCCGACAAUCUACAGCCUACAGCGGCAGCCUCGAAGGUGGUCCUCGUCCUGGCCGAUGAUGCGACGGCCAAGACCCGAGUUGCCCGUCAGAAUCCGCCACCAAAUCCACUUGGUCAGCUAAUGAAUUGGCCCGCUCUGCCGCAGGACUUCCAACUGCCUUCCAUGGAUCUGGGACCGCAAGUGGGCUCGUUUUUGUCCCAACUGCCUGCUAUGCCUUCCAUGCCUGGUCUUUUGGGUGCCGCUGCUCCAGUUCCCGCUCCAGCUCCUGCUCCCGCUGCUGCUCCUCCGGCGCCAGCUCCAGCUGCGGAUCCUCCGGCACCACCAGCUCCAGAUGCAGCCCAACCAGCCAUACUAGGACAAGCCGCUCUGCAGAACGCUUUCACGUUCCUUAAUCCGUCUAACUUCGAUGCCUCCAGUCUUCUGGGCCAGAGUGUACCCACAUUUGCUCCUCCCAAUCUUGAUUUCGUCGCCCAAAUGCAAAGGCAAUUCUUCCCGGGAAUGACACCGGCACAACCUGCUCCCGCUGGAACGGAUGCCCAGGCCUCCGACAUUUCCGAGGUGAGGGUACGUCCUGAGGAUCCGUAUUCGCGAGAGGCCCAGAUGAAGAUCAAAUCGGCACUUGAAAUGGAGCAGGAGAGGCAACAACAGGUUCAGGUCAAGGAUCAGGAGCAAGUGCCACUCCUCUGGUUCCGAAUGCCCACUACUCAGAAUCAGGAUGCGACUGAAGAAAAGACUCUGGAGGAUCUGCGGGUGGAGGCCAAAUUGAGGGCCUUCGAGCGCCAGGUGAUAGCCGAAUUGAAAAUGCUGCAGAAGAUCGAACUUAUGGCUAAGCAGAUGAGGUCUAGCGCCGCCGCGCAGAACGGAGAUACACCCUACAGAAUUAGUUAUCCACUGAGUCGGACACCCAUUCACAAGAUCACACGUGCUGAUAUUGAGCAAGCCCUUCGAGAUGAUUAUGUCCGCCGAUUGGUCAACAAGGAGGCUCAACGAAAGGCCAGAAAUUCUGGCAUAAACACCCAGAAGGCAAAUGCCUUGAAGCGACAGGCCAAAUCCCAGGAUCAGACUCUGUCCAAGGAGGAUAUCGUCCAGAUUAUGGCGUAUGCCUAUCGCAUGGCCAACGAACAGAUGGAGAGUGAGAAGGGCAAGCAGGACAAGGUUUACGCCGCCUACAGGUCGGAACAGAAUCCAAUGAUGAUGGAGCAAAGACAAUGGUCGGAGGAGCAGGCGAAGAUUCAACAAAAUCAACAGCAGAUCCAGCAAAAUCCAAUGAUGAUGCAGCAAAGACAAUGGUCGGAGGAGCAGGCCAAGAUCCAACAGAAUCCACAGCAGAUCCAGCAAAAUCCAAUGAUGAUGCAGCAAAGACAAUGGUCGGAGGAGCAGGCCAAGAUCCAACAGAAUCAACAGCAGAUCCAGCAAAACCCAAUGAUGAUGCAGCAAAGACAAUGGUCGGAGGAGCAGGCCAAGAUCCAGCAAAAUCAGCAGCAGAUCCAGCAAAACCCAAUGAUGAUGCAGCAAAGGCAAUGGGCGGAAGAUCAGGCCAAGGUUCAGCAUGAUCAACAGAUGGCACAACAGAUGCCACAUCAAGGUCUCAUGAUGACGGAGCAGAGGCAAAGGCAGUGGUCAGAAGACCAAGCCAAAAUUCAGCAGGCUCAACAGAUGGCCCAACAGACACCCAUGAUGAUGCCACAGAUGCAACAAAGGCAGUGGACAGAGGAUCCCCAAAUGGUUCAGCAGAUGCAACAGAGACAUUGGGCAGAAGAUCAGGCCAGGAUGCAAAUGGCCCAACAGAAUCCAAUGAUGCAACAGCAACGACAGAUGGCAGAGAAUCCGCAAAUGAUGCAGCAAAGACAAUGGUCCGAGGAGCAGACCAAAAUCGAACAGGCUCAGCAGAUGGCACAACAGAAUCAAAUGAUGAUGCAGCAGAUGCAGCAAAGACAAUGGACCGAGGAUCAGGCCCAGAUUCAACAGCAGCAGAGACAGAUGAUGCAGCAGACCCCCAUGAUGAUGAAGGAGCGCCAGUGGGCCCAGGAGAACCCCCAGUCUGUCCAGCAGCAAGGGCCCAUGAUGAUGCAGCAGCAGACUCCAUCGAUGAUGCAGCGUGAAGUAGAGGACCAAGAUAAUGAGGCUGAGGAUAUCCUAGUUGGCGAGGCGGGUCCCCAAAUGCCGGAGAACGAAGGCACCGCCAGGCACAAAGUCGAUGCCCUGGGAGUUGGCGGCAACAAGCGCAAGAAGUCCAAGUCCAAGUCGGCGCCGCCAGCGGUGAUUAACUAUUACUAUGCGGCACCCCAGCGUCCGGUGGUUCAGAGUUACGGAACAAGCUACGGCGGAGGUGGCUACGGAUCGAAUGCCUAUGGUGUCCCUCGUCCAGUCAAUUCCUAUCAAAGUCAAGGCUACAGGGCUGCCGUGGGUAACGAUGAGGUAGAUGAUAUGCUGCGCCAGCACCAGACAAUGGCCAGGACAAUAAACCCGAAGCAACCAGGCGAAGUCGGUGGAUCGGAGAGCCAGAAGAGCAGCUCUAACCCUCCAACGACGUUGACACCAGCUCCACAAGAGCAACCGCAAGAGCAUCGAGUCCACAAAAGUCCAUCAUCAGCACCAUCCGAAACCGAAAUCGAAAACGCACCAUCAUCUGACCCCCAAGUGGGUUCCAUUUUCACCUUCGGCGAGGGAUUGCUGCAUCCGUUCAUGGGUCUGCUGCCGGUGGAGAGGCCCGAUGAUCCCUGGAACCAGAAGCCAUACGAUCCUCACCAUCCUCUCUACACGGGCGGUGGGAGCUACGAUGCCUAUCUGAGGGACGGUCGCCAUCGAAGGGACACGCACAUCAUGGGUCAAGGUUCGCAGCAUGGCAUCCUGACACCCGGCAUGUUGGAGAGACUUCUUCGGAUCAAGAUGGAUUUCCAGCGUAGAUUUCCCCAUUUGUACAAGGGUAUGCUGAAUCACCAUACGAAUCUUACCCGUGUGGAGGUACAGCCUCCGGUUCUGGGCAAGAUUUCUAGGCCGAAAACUAAGACCAAGCCCAAGGAUGAGGAUGAACCCGUCUUCGAAUUGGGAGCCGCAGAGCGUAGCUUGUUCGAGGACGAGACCAACGAUUCUCUAGAGAAAGAUCCCGAACCAGAACCGGAUGAGGAGGAUGACCGGGAUGUGGAGGAGCCAAGCGAGAGCAGUGAACCUAGGGGAUUCAGCAGCAGAAAGAUGAGCAGCCGGGAUGAGAACGACAUCGAUUACUUCAAUUUCGAUGACGAUGAUGUUGAUGAUUGACUUUUAAUAUAAUUGCGAAUAAAAAUAAUAUUAUAAAUGU